AUGGCGUGUGUCGCGGCGGCUGCACCUUCUUCGUCCUGGGGCGGCGGCUAUGGUAACGGGGGCAAUGGAGGUAAUGGCGGGAAGUGUGUUACCCAAGACCAGGCCACAAAGAUCGUCCACGACUAUGCCUUCUUCCUGGCGCACGCCGACCCAAAUCAAAUCCAACAAGCCAAUGCCACAGCCCAGAAGAUCCUUGCUUCCGAUUUCACCGAGCAGUCUGACUCGAUCAAUGGGUUCCUUGGCCUCAAGCCGGGCGACCUCACCUUCCCGUCCAAGGCUGGCUACAUCAACGUGGUGCUGGCCCAGCCACCUAUCUUCGGUAUUACCGAUCUUCAGCUCGUCCCGUUCAACUGCAACCAGAUCCUCUGGUACUGGAAGUUCGAUAACCCGGGCAACUUCAACGCCCCCCAGCCGCCACAGGCCGUCCAGGGAAUGAACAUCUUCGACAUCAACGACAAGGGCCUCAUCGAACACGUCGCUGUUGAGUUCAGCGUCUUCUACUACGUUGACCUUGGCUUUAACGUCUCGGGCUUCAAUGGUCCCAUUGCAGGUGUGAACGCGUGA
This is a messenger RNA of Cladophialophora carrionii CBS 160.54, 564 nucleotides long. RefSeq lists its product as uncharacterized. The record is from RefSeq and is a predicted model, not a curated record. The transcript is spliced from 2 exons. The coding region runs from base 1 to 564 and encodes 187 amino acids. NCBI's taxonomy places the organism in Eukaryota, Fungi, Ascomycota, Eurotiomycetes, Chaetothyriales, Herpotrichiellaceae.